Messenger RNA from Alosa alosa (allis shad), 6635 nucleotides. RefSeq names its product tight junction protein 1b (gene tjp1b). The record is from RefSeq and is a predicted model, not a curated record. Lineage: Eukaryota; Metazoa; Chordata; Actinopteri; Clupeiformes; Clupeidae. Gene Ontology annotation, cellular component: plasma membrane; bicellular tight junction. Gene Ontology annotation, biological process: cell-cell junction organization; protein localization to cell-cell junction; establishment of endothelial intestinal barrier. Gene Ontology annotation, molecular function: cell adhesion molecule binding.
UCUCUGGCCUGAAGUAUGCUCCUGCCCUUGCUGGGCCUGUGGGUCGACAGAGCUGCCGAGGAAAUCUUACUGAGAAUCCUGCAGGUGAGGAUGUUCGGCAGCGGGACCAGGAAAUGGUUUGUGCGCAAGCAGAGGAAACAGCGCGUCGUUGGCGGCGGUGGCGGCAGGAAGUCGGUGAGCAGGAAGAGGAAGAAGUGGGCGGCACAGAUCCUCAAGCAUCACCGUGCCACCAUCCUCACGCAGCUGGACGUCACCAAGGUGCUGCCCCACCUGGUCCACGCCAAGGUGUUCUCCCCCGCCGAGUACAAGGAGAUCCUGGGCCAGGACGGCCAGCGGCAGAGAGCGGAGCUCUUCCUGGAGCAGCUGACCGCCAAGGGCCCCGGGGCCUUCCUGGCCUUCUGCUCCGUACUGGAGGAGGUGUGUCCACACCUGCUCACCUGCCUCCUGCUCGACGGGGAAGAUGGGUCCUCCUGCCUCAGAGCCAAGAAUGGGACAGCCAUGCCACCCCACAACCAUGACAACGACCCCUCUACGGGGCAGGAAGCCAUGUGUUUGCCCCCCAUGUACUCAGACCCUCUCUAUGACACCAGGGUGUACCCCAAGCGCCAUAAGAAGUUCCCCCCCGACACUGACGAGGAAUCAGUGACCGAGGGCUCGACCGUCAGCACCGUCCAAGGCAAACCGUCACUGCGCCGCAUCAAGGGUCGCAUCCACCGCAGCAAGAGCCUGGACAGCAUCGACCUGCUCGACUCCAAUAGUGCAGUAAUGGAGGAGACCGUAAUCUGGGAACAGCACACCGUAACUCUCCAUAGGGCACCAGGGUUUGGGUUUGGGAUCGCCAUCUCAGGUGGGCGGGACAACCCCCACUUCCAGAGCGGCGAGACGUCCAUCGUCAUCUCAGAUGUCCUGAAGGGUGGACCAGCCGAGGGCCUGCUGCAAGAAAAUGACCGCGUCGUCAUGGUUAACGCCGUCUCCAUGGACAACGUGGAGCACGCGUACGCAGUCCAGCAGCUCCGAAAAAGUGGCAAGAACGCAAAGAUUACUAUCCGUCGGAAGCGUAAGGUGCAGAUCCCGAUGGGGCGCCUGGGCGAGCGGGAGACUAUGUCGGAGCACGAGGACGAGGACAGCUACGAGGACGAGAUCUACGAGGUGCGUAGUGGCCGCAGCGGCCCCAGCGCCUAUAGCGCGGGUCGGCGGAGUGGCCGCGGUGAGAGGGGCAGCAUCGGGCGGCGCGAGAGGGAGCGCGACCGCGAGCGCAGCGGCUCUCGCGAGAGGAGCAUGUCCCCGCGCUCCGACCGCCGCUCCAUCACCUCCAGCGUCCCGCCACGCCCUGCCAAGGUCACGCUCAUCAAGUCUCGCAAGAAUGAAGAAUACGGGCUUCGGCUGGCCAGUCACAUCUUCGUGAAGGACAUCUCUCCCGAGAGCCUCGCGGCCAGAGAUGGAAACAUCCAGGAGGGAGACGUGGUGCUCAAGAUAAACGGCACGGUGACGGAGAACCUGUCCCUGAUCGAUGCGAAGAAGCUGAUCGAAAGGUCAAAGGGCAAGCUGAAGAUGGUGGUCCAGAGGGACGAGCGGGCGACCCUGCUCAAUAUCCCCGACAUGGACGACAGCAUCCCCUCUGCCAACGUGUCCGACAGAGACGAUAUUUCAGACAUCCACUCAGUGGCAUCUGAUCAUUCCAACCGUUCCCAUGAGCGGCGCCGCAGCAGCCGCUCUCGCUCCCCCGACCGCCGCUCGGAGCCCUCCGACCACUCCAGACACUCGCCGCAGCAGAUCAGCAAUGGCAGGCAUGCAGGGCCUUUCUUACACAGAAUCCUCCCCCUCCACAGGAGUCGUGAGGAGGAGCGCGUGUCCAAGGGAGCGCCCAUCCCCAUGCCCGCCAAGAUGGUGGAGGAGACGCCCAGACAGGAGGCCCCUGCCCGCCAAGACAAGCAGCUGCCGCCGCUGCCAGAGCCCAAACCUGUGUAUGCGCAGCCUGGCCAGCCUGAUGUGGACCUGCCCGUUAGCCCUGCAGAUGCACCUGUGCCCAGCGAGACCCCCGACGACAGCAUCCUCCGGCCCAGUAUGAAGCUGGUGAAGUUUAAGAAGGGGGAGAGUGUGGGCCUGCGUCUGGCCGGAGGGAACGACGUGGGCAUUUUUGUGGCGGGCGUUCUGGAGGACAGUCCUGCGGCCAAAGAGGGGCUGGAGGAGGGAGACCAGAUACUCAGGGUCAAUAAUGUGGACUUUGCCAACAUCAUCCGUGAGGAGGCGGUGCUGUUCCUGCUGGACCUGCCCAAAGGAGAGGAGGUCACCAUCCUGGCCCAGAAGAAGAAGGACGUGUACCGGCGGAUCGUGGAGUCGGACGUGGGUGACUCCUUCUACAUCCGCACGCACUUCGAGUACGAGAAGGAGUCUCCGUACGGGCUGAGCUUCAACAAGGGCGAGGUGUUCCGCGUGGUCGACACACUCUACAACGGCAAGCUGGGCUCCUGGCUCGCCAUCCGCAUCGGCAAGAACCACCAGGAGGUGGAGAGGGGCAUCAUCCCCAACAAAAACAGGGCGGAGCAGCUGUCCAGUGUGCAGUACACACUGCCCAAGACCCCAGGCGGAGACCGGGCCGACUUCUGGCGGUUCCGCGGCCUGCGUAGCUCUAAACGGAAUCUGAGGAAGAGCCGGGAGGACCUGAGUGCCCAGCCCGUUCAGACCAAGUUCCCCGCAUACGAGAGGGUCGUCCUGAGAGAGGCUGGGUUCCUGCGUCCUGUGGUGAUCUUUGGGCCCAUCGCUGAUAUGGCCCGAGAGAAGCUCUCCAGGGAGGAGCAAGACACCUUCGAGCUGGCUAAGAGUGAGCCUCGUGAUGCGGGGACAGAUCAGCGGAGUUCUGGAAUCAUCCGUCUCCACACCAUCAAACAGAUCAUAGACCGGGACAAGCAUGCUCUGCUGGACAUCACCCCUAACGCGGUGGACCGUCUGAACUACGCUCAGUGGUACCCCAUUGUGGUGUUCCUCAGCCCAGACAGCAAGCAGGGCGUCAAGAACAUGAGAACACGCCUGUGCCCAGAGUCCCGCAAGAGCGCCCGCAAACUCUACGAGAGAGCCCUCAAGCUGAGGAAGAACAACAACCACCUCUUCACCACAACCAUCAACCUGAACAACAUGAACGAUGGCUGGUACGGCGCGCUGAAGGAGACCAUCCAGCAGCAGCAGAACCAGUUGGUCUGGGUUUCCGAGGGAAAGGCGGACGGCGCUCCUGAGGAUGACCUGGAUAUCCAUGACGACCGGCUGUCGUACCUGUCUGCGCCGGGCAGCGAGUACAGCAUGUACAGCACGGACAGCCGCCACACGUCCGACUACGAGGACACCGACACCGAGGGCGGCGCCUACACCGACCAGGAGCUGGACGAGACGCUGAACGACGAGGCCGGGCCGCCGCCAAGCCCGGCCAUCACCCGCCAAUGCGCCUGCAGGCACGACCCGUCAUCAGGGCAUCCGACCGGUUACCCGGAUACCAGGUCGCCCCGGUCGUCGCCACCGCGCACAACCCCCACGUGCCGCCCGAACCACAACCACUCAGCGUGGGCUCCCGCAUCGACCCUGCAGGGUUUAAAGGCCCCGCCCCGCAGCAGGAUGUGUGCUGAGGUUGUGGGCGUGUCCGUGUCGCCCUCCCUCCCCUCGCCUCCCGUUGCCGUGGCGACGUCCACAGGCCCCGCCUCCUCCUCCGGCGCCCAGCUGGCGGGUACGAGCCCAUCGGAGCCCCUAAGCCCCGCCCCCGAACCUGAACCCACCCCCAGCCCAGAACCAGAACCCCUGACCCCUCCUCUCGACCCGCACCAGCCGCCUGCUCCCGGGCCACAGAUGUAUAAGAAGGAGCUGUACAGCAUGGAUGAGGCGGUGCGGGUCAACCCCAGCAUGAAGCCGGUGGCGCCGCCUCUUUCUGGCCAACAGGGGGCGCCCUACUCAGCCCAGCAGCCCUACCGUGACUACGACCCUCACCAGCCCUACGGUUACGAGCCUGCUGCGCCACCGCCACGAUCGCACGCCUACGAGCCGCACGCCCACUACGACCCCCGCGCCCCCAUCUACGGAGAGCAGCAGUGGAGCCCCGCCCCCUACGAGCAACCGGCUGCCCCGCAGCUGCCCUCUGCACUGCCCAGCAGCAUGUACCACCAGCCCGGCUGGGCGAGCCCCACAGCCCCACCACGCGGCCCUCGCUACGACGACGGACGAGCUCGCCAUGCCAAGCCCCCUGGCCCCGCCCGCUACGAGGAGCCUCCGCCCCCUCCCCCACCGGCGGCCUACGAGGCGCGCUCGCCAUACGAGCCUGAGCCCCACGCCUACCCGGCGACCGCGCGGUCACCGGACCCGCCCAAGCACUACUAUGGCGACACGCCGCGCUCCGCACAUGCGCUGGGGCCUGCCGGACGCCCCUAUGGAUCAGACGGCCCCCCGCACGCACACACCCACCCAGACACACACGCACGUCCCUACGGGUCAGACGCGCCGCCGCCACCGCCACCUCCCCCCAAACCAGAGACGCUGCUGUCGCCGGGAGACAAGCCCCUCCCCCCGCCACCGCGGGACGAGCCGGAUGAUGACCCGGCCAUGAAGCCGCAGUCCGUGCUGAACCGCGUCAGGAUGUUCGAGAACAAGCGCUCCGUGUCCGUGGACCGUGCCAAGGACGCAGGAGACCCCGGCGGCAUCAGGCCCACUGAUCUACCCAAACCCGUGACGACUCCCGGACCUGUACUCAAAGCCAACUCCCUUAGCAACCUAGAGCAGGAGAAGACUUCCUACAGGGCCCCUGAGCCCCAGAAGCCGCAGCAAAAGCCGGUGGCAGAGCCGGUGCGCACCAACCACUAUGAGCCGGACGAGGACGAGGAGUUCUACAGGAAGCAGCUCUCCUACUUCGACCGCAGGAACUUCGACAACAAAGCGCCCCCCGCCAACCGCUUCCACGACCUCGCCAAACCAACACAGCUGGGGUACCCCUACUCCAGGGCGGAAUCUGUGGACAAGAGCAGCCCGGUGGAGAAGCGAUAUGAGCCUGUCAGUCAGAUAAGCCCCUCCCCCUCUCAAUACGUCCCUCCGGCCCCACCCACAUCGCUCCCCAAACUCAACCCCACAGACGUGAGUUCAGUGCCGGAGCCACACAACUCUCCCAAAGCCAAGCCGGACCUGUCUGGCCUGAGGACCGUCCCUCGCGAGGACCCUGUGCAGGGCGGCUACCUGCCCCCCAAGCCCCCAGUCAACGGCACCGAGGCGCCCCCCAAGACCGCCCCCACCAGCUACAACCGCUACGUGCCCAAGCCCUACACCAGCUCGGCCAGGCCUUUUGAGCGCAAGUUUGAGAGCCCCAAGUUCAACCACAACCUGCUGCCCAACGACAACCAGAGCAAGCCUGGUGUGGGGAACCCUGGUACCAAGCCCCAGCUCUCACCACAGCCCGACCACGACAGCGGUGUGGACACCUUCACGCGCACCAUCGACAACCGCUCCAAGUACCAGCACAACAACAUCAACGCCCUGCCCAAGGCCGUGCCCGUCAGCCCCAGUGCACUGGAGGAGGAUGACGAAGACGACGGCCACACAGUGGUUGCCACGGCGCGGGGCGUCUUUAACUGUAAUGGGGGCGUGCUGAGCUCCAUCGAGACAGGUGUGAGCAUCAUCAUUCCGCAGGGGGCCAUACCUGACGGUGUCGAGCAGGAGAUCUACUUCAAGGUGUGCCGUGACAACAGCAUCCUGCCUCCACUCGACAAGGAGAAAGGUGAAACCCUGCUGAGUCCCCUGGUGAUGUGCGGUCCUCACGGCCUGAAGUUCCUGAAGCCCGUGGAGCUGCGCCUGCCUCAUUGUGCGUCUAUGACCCCUGAUGGUUGGUCUUUUGCUCUAAAAUCCUCCGACUCGUCGUCGGGUGACCCCAAGAGCUGGCAGAACAAGGCGCUCCCCGGCGACCCCAACUACCUGGUGGGGGCCAACUGCGUCUCUGUACUCAUCGACCACUUCUGAGGAGGCCCACACUUCGGUGGCCUGUUCCGCCGCAUGAAGCUACCGCUGGGAGGGGCACACAUCCCUGGCCCCUCCCCCUACACUACGGGAUUGGCUCCUCCCCCUGCUCCAGGGAAUUGGCUCCUCCCCCAUUCAGUGAAGUAUUCUCCCCUCUCCCUUUCUCCAAUCUCAUUUUACGCCCAAAAAAUGUUGUCGUCGUCGUCGGGGGAUGGAUUUGCCUGGCAACCGCUCCUCACCCCACCCACUCCCCAUCUCCACAACCCUCAUGCGUGUGGUCGCCAACCCAAACUCUUUUUUUAUUUUAAAAAGGAAAAAAAAAAAUCUUUUUUGGUGCUUGAAGGCUUGCAAAAAAUGACAUACCAGUAAAUGAAUUGUAUGUAAGUGAAGUUGUGGGGCCGUGGCUGCAUGAGGGGGGCUCUGGACCCAGACGGACUGCGGUCCCCGCCCUGGCUCUCUCAGGCCCGUUUUCUACCAAACCAAGACCAGAACAGAACCAGGCAGAGGAGCCAGAGGAAAAAAAUGAACAUAGAACAUUACCAUAGUACGUUUAACACUUGCAUUGAGAAUUCUACUUAUAUGCUCAGAAACAGAAAAGUUGAUGUAUGCAGAACUUUUUUGGUUUUGAGGACUGUGGUUGUGGGGGUUUUUUUGGAGGG